Papaver somniferum (opium poppy) is the source of this 954-nucleotide messenger RNA. Its product is annotated as thioredoxin-like protein AAED1, chloroplastic. NCBI's taxonomy places the organism in Eukaryota, Viridiplantae, Streptophyta, Magnoliopsida, Ranunculales, Papaveraceae. Gene Ontology annotation, molecular function: antioxidant activity. The transcript has 7 exons. The record is from RefSeq and is a predicted model, not a curated record. Bases 138 to 746 code for a protein of 202 amino acids.
AAAUUGUGGCUGUGGUACUGCUGGAAGUAUUUCCUUCCUCACAAAUUCACAACUUUUUUAUUUGCUCUCCACGAUAAAGAAAUGAACUCAUCAAUUCAAUUGAUUUCUAGGAUUUGAAAAUUUAAAGGAAAAAGAACAUGCCUGUUGUAAGAGUUUCUUUUUCUUGUUCUCCAGCUGGUUUUAGUGAAAGUAUCAGUGAGAUUCUUGGGGAUGUUAGUAUUUUGACUGCAGCUGGUGAAUCAGUUAUGAUCAAGGAUUUAUGGGACCAAGAAGAGGGUGUGGCUGUUGUUGCACUUCUGAGGCAUUUUGGGUGUAUUUGUUGCUGGGAACUUGCUUCAACACUCAAAGAGUCAAAGUCGAGGUUUGAUUCUGCUGGUGUGAAAUUAGUUGCUGUUGGUGUUGGCACGCCUGAAAAUGCACGUAUUCUUGCUGAGCGGUUGCCUUUUCCUAUGGAUUCCCUUUAUGCGGAUCCUGAUCGCAAGGCCUAUGAUGUUUUGGGAGUAUAUUACGGUUUUGGCCGCACAUUUUUCAACCGAGCCAGUGCUAGCGUUUUUUCAAGAUUUGGGGCACUGAAAAAAGUUUGGAAGAAUUACACCAUUAAAGCAACUCCAGAUGAUAGGAGUAGUAUAUUGCAACAGGGAGGAAUUUUCGUCUUCAAAGGAAAACAGUUGUUAUAUGCAAGGAAAGAUAAAGGAACCGGCGAUCAUGCUCCUUUAGAGGAAGUUCUCAAUAUAUGCUCUGGUUAAUUAAAUCUUACUUUCGACACGAGUACUUCACAUCUUGUAAUAAAUCUAUCGUCUCUAUAAUCUGGUACAAUUUGAUGAGUUCCUCGUGUUUAGGAAUGAGAUUCCUCCGCAGUAAUUAUAAAACAUCAUUGCAAUGUUUACGCAGAAGAAAUAAUGAAUAAGUGUCCAAAACUUGAAUAAAUGUGUGAAUAAAAUUGAUUUAAGAGAA